UCCACUCUCUCCUAUCCGUUACCCACUUUCUUUCUUCAUUUUAAGCCAAUUACUUUCACCACGAGCGAGUCAGUAACUUUCAACUCAAGCCACAUUAUUCUCACACCCCAUCUCUCUCUCUCUCUCUCUCUGCACAAUAUUUUCAUUCUUAAAUCUUCUAGUUUAUUUUAUUGUUGAUGAAUAAAUUCAAUACUCGCUCGUGUGUAGGAUCCAAUUUGGAGACCAAAUUCUCGUUACCAGUGGCAUACCUACAUGCACUUUAAAUUUUCUAAUCAUUAUUUUAUUCACUGAAACCGCUCUCUCUCUUCUAAAGUAACCGAAAAAAGAAGAAAAACAAAAAAAGGGUCCUAAAAAUAAUUCCGCCAUGAAUGCUUCUUUGCUUCCUUGACACCCAUUUCUCUCUUUCUUCUUUUUGAACUGUCAUUCAUGGCUUGACGAAACUGACCUACCAAGCAAAGCAGUUAAAGAAAUAGUUCUGCUCUAUACUGACCGCUUUCCAUGACUUCUUCUAUGUUGCUUGAGCACUACACCUGUGCCUUUGUUCCAUUAGCCCCACAAACUUUGCCUUUUGUUUUUAUACCCCAGAAUUUGAUCUCUCCCACUAGAAAAACAACACCCAGAUUCCAAAAUUUGAUCUUCUGUUCAAAUGUCUAAGAAUCCAUCUGAGAUAGACAUUGAAACCAUGGCAUUUGUUGAAGUUUUCAAGAGAUUUAAGCGGUUGAGGCUUUUUGAGCCGUCUGUGGGAGUUUUGGGAUUCUUUGUUGUUACUGUUUGUGUGAUUUGCGGCUUCUUUUACUUGGAUUAUAGAGCUGUGGCUAAAGGGUUUCUAUUUCCUGACCAAGAUAGGUUCCCAAGGAUUCAGAUUAAAGGGUCUAGUGAGAACCAAAGGGUUGAGUUUCUUGGAGAAAGGGGUGAAAGGUGUGAUAUCUUUGAAGGGGAUUGGGUGUGGGAUGAGAACUAUCCUUUGUAUCAGUCCAAAGAUUGCAGAUUUUUGGAUGAUGGAUUUCGGUGCUCUGAGAAUGGGAGGCCUGAUUUGUUUUACACCAAGUGGAGAUGGCAACCCAAAGACUGCAACUUGCCCAGAUUUGAUGCAAAAUUGAUGUUGGAAAAAUUGCGAAACAAACGGCUAGUGUUUAUUGGUGACUCAAUUGGAAGAAAUCAAUGGGAGUCCCUCCUCUGCAUGCUCUCGUCAGCAGUUCCUAACAAUGAGUCAAUCUAUGAAGUGAAUGGCAGUCCAAUUACAAAGCACAAGGGAUUCUUAGUUUUCAAGUUUAAGGACUUCAACUGCACGGUGGAGUACUACAGGUCUCCAUUUCUUGUAUUGCAGAGCCGCCCCCCUGCAGGAGCUCCACAAAAGGUGAGGACAACCAUGAAGUUGGAUAAAAUGGAUUGGAACUCUGUGAAGUGGAGAGAUGCAGAUGUGUUGGUCUUAAACACUGGGCAUUGGUGGAAUUAUGAGAAGACUAUAAGAGGGGGUUGUUAUUUCCAAGAAGGUGCAGAGGUAAAGAUGGAUAUGGAAGUGGAACAUGCAUAUCGUAGGUCCAUUGAGACUGUGUCGCACUGGAUACACACUGAACUAAAUUCAAGCAAGACCCAGGUUUUCUUUCGCACAUACGCUCCUGUGCAUUUCAGAGGAGGGGAUUGGAGGACCGGGGGACACUGUCAUUUGGAAACACUUCCAGAGCUGGGAUCCUCAUUGGUGCCUUCUAAUACUUGGGCGCAAUUCAAAAUCGCCAAUGCUGUCUUUUCAACUCACUUAUACGCAUCAGAAGUAAAAAAAUUUGAAGUAUUGAAUGUAACUCGUAUGACUGCACAGAGAAAAGAUGGGCAUUCAUCUGUAUAUUAUCUGGGUCCUAAUGUAGGCCCUGCACCUAUCCAUCGCCAGGAUUGCAGUCAUUGGUGUCUGCCUGGAGUCCCUGAUACAUGGAAUGAGUUACUCUUUGCACUAUUCCUUAAGCGCGAGGCUACUCACUCCUAUAAUGCAUCAAAGUAUUAGGUGUGGUUGCAGGCAUGAUAGAAAGCCUCUUAUUUAUAUACCAAGAAGAAAAAGUGAAUAUUUAUGCACAGAUGAUUCCACUUUCUGAAAAAUGACUAAAGAAAACAACACACUGUGACAGUUGCAAGACUGUUUAAGUAAGGUUGAAAGUGGGUCUCAGAUUUUGAUGUUGAUAGAGAGGUCGGAUCAUGAGGAUUUCAGAUGAUUAGUUAGAUACAAAUAGCCCAAUUAUAGGGGGCAAAUGGGUGGACAAGGAUCUCUGGAUUAAAGACAUACACUGUAAAGAAACAUUCACACAUUGGGUAUUUUAUUGUGAUUAAUCAGGUGGUAUAGUUCUUCAGGAGUAAAAUACAUAAUUUACAAAA
This is a messenger RNA of Quercus lobata, 2361 nucleotides long. RefSeq names its product protein trichome birefringence-like 10. Gene Ontology annotation, molecular function: O-acetyltransferase activity. The record is from RefSeq and is a predicted model, not a curated record. Gene Ontology annotation, cellular component: Golgi apparatus. The transcript is spliced from 4 exons. Bases 647 to 1996 code for a protein of 449 amino acids. Lineage: Eukaryota; Viridiplantae; Streptophyta; Magnoliopsida; Fagales; Fagaceae.